Molecule: messenger RNA, 1364 nt
Organism: Nelumbo nucifera (sacred lotus)
Lineage: Eukaryota; Viridiplantae; Streptophyta; Magnoliopsida; Proteales; Nelumbonaceae
Product: indole-3-acetate O-methyltransferase 1
Molecular function (GO): methyltransferase activity
Source: RefSeq, a predicted model, not a curated record
CACUGACAACACGACACUAAGAGCAGUUAUGGCCCUCCAAGGAGACAAUUUUGUUGCUUCUGAAGUGAAGCUUGAGAACAUGCUUUCCAUGAAAGGAGGCAAAGGAGAAGCAAGCUAUGCAAACAACUCAAAAGCUCAGGCUCUACACGCCCGAUCCAUGCUUCAUCUGCUGGAGGGGACGCUGGACAUGGUGCAACUACACUCAUCCCCAGAAGAGGCUCCGUUUGUGGUGGCAGACUUGGGGUGUUCAUGUGGCUGCAACACCAUCUACACCACAGACGUGAUCAUCAAACAUAUGAGAAAGAGGUAUGAAGCCAUGGGAUACCAACCCCCCGAGUUCUCUGUCUUCUUCUCCGACCUUCCUUCCAACGACUUCAACACUCUCUUCCAGCUUCUCCCUCCCUUACCCAUUGCUGACAAGGGUAGCAUGGAAGACUGUAUAGCCGCCUCCAGCAACGACUCCGACGGCCACCGCUCUUACUUUGCCGCCGGAGUCCCUGGCACUUUUUACCGUCGACUCUUUCCGGCUCGAUCUGUUGAUGUCUUCCAUUCAGCCUUCUCCUUGCACUGGCUCUCUCAGGUACCAGAGAUUGUGACGGAUAACAAGUCCGAAGCCUAUAACAAGGGAAGGGUCUUCAUCCACGGUGGAAAUGAGAGCACAGCCAAUGCAUACAAAAUGCAGUUUCAGACGGACUUGGCAGGGUUCCUGAGGUCUCGAUCACUCGAGAUGAAGAGAGGAGGCUCCAUGUUUCUGGUCUGCUUGGGAAGAACCUCGGUAGACCCUAUAGACCAAGGUGGAGUUGGUCUUUUCUUUGGCUCCCACUUUCAAGAAGCUUGGGAUGAUCUUGUGCAAGAGGGACUGAUAGAAGCAGAAAGACGUGACAGUUUCAACAUUCCAGUGUAUGCGCCAAGCCUACAAGACUUUAAGGAGGUGGUGGAAGGCGAUGGCUCAUUCGCCAUAAACCUCCAGGUUGUCAAUGGAGGGAGCCCGCUUGUAGUUAAUCGACCCGAUGAUGCAGCCGAGGUGGGUCGAGCCCUAGCCAACAAUUGUAGGAGCGUGUGUGGUGUUCUGGUGGAAGCACACAUAGGAGGCCAGCUCAGUGACGAGCUCUUCGCCCGGAUGGAGCGCCGAGCCACAAUGCAUGCCAAAGAGAUGGUGGAAAACCUUCAAUUCUUUCACAUAGUUGCUUCUCUUUACCUUGCAUAGAAGGGAAAAGAAAGCUUUCCAAGUGUUUUGAUGUGUGUUGUUACCAACUACUGAUUAAUUAUUCUCAGCUUGGUGAAUUUGGGUCUUUAUGUAAUUAUGUUCCUUUGAACCAUCCAAACUAUAAACAAAUAAACACAAAGUAACAAGAUAAUUUCAA